Triticum dicoccoides is the source of this 2094-nucleotide messenger RNA. RefSeq names its product protein MOS2-like. Gene Ontology annotation, cellular component: spliceosomal complex. The record is from RefSeq and is a predicted model, not a curated record. The transcript has 2 exons. Gene Ontology annotation, biological process: mRNA splicing, via spliceosome. Gene Ontology annotation, molecular function: nucleic acid binding. NCBI's taxonomy places the organism in Eukaryota, Viridiplantae, Streptophyta, Magnoliopsida, Poales, Poaceae. The coding region runs from base 53 to 1390 and encodes 445 amino acids.
CGUGUUUCUGCGUCCCCAGACUCCACACGCUUUCCCCCAAAUCGCCGCCGCCAUGGAGAAGGAGAAGAAGCUGUCCUUCUCCAUCCCUUCCAAGCUAAGGCCGCCCAAGCCCCGCCCCGCCGCCGGCGCUGAUUCCUCCGCCGCUAGCGGCAACUCCGCUUCCGCGGCCGCUGCCCCCGCCCAGCAAUUCGUCACCGAGUUCGAUCCGUCGCAAACCCUAGCCGCCGGCGCCGCGUCCGCCGUCAUCGCGCCCCUCCCCAACUCCGGCCACUUCCUCAACCACCGCUCCCGCAAACCCUCCUCCCUCCCGACCCCCGAGGAGGAGGCCGCCCUCGCCGCCUCCACCGCCGGUGGCCCCACAUUCGUGCUCGACACCUCCGAGGCCCCGGACAACCCCUCCUCCCACAUAGGGUAUGGCCUCACCCGACGCGGCGCCGAUGCCGACGCUGAGGCCGACGCCACGGAGCCGGGGAAGACGCAGUCUUCCAAGGAACCAGAGAAGAAGCCGACCUCUCCAGCCAGAGACGGCGGCUCCAGCGGUGACCUUAUGCUGCGACGGUACAAGGAGGACAUGGCCAGCCUCCCCGACCACCGUGGUAUAGACGAGUUUGCGGAGGUGCCUGUGGAGGGCUUCGGUGCUGCCCUCCUUGCUGGUUACGGCUGGUCAGAAGGCAAAGGGCUCGGCCGCAAUAACAAGGAAGAUACCAAGGUUGUUGAGUAUAACCGCCGUGCCGGUACGCUGGGAUUAGGCUACGACCCUUCUGAGGCAGACCCUAAGAAGACUCGCUCUGGCGACUGGGUUAUUGGUGGAAAGAAGCCGACAGAGAAUGGUGGAAAGAAGUCCGCAGAGAAUGGAAAUGCAAAGAAGAGAGAUAGGGACAAGGAAGACAGAGUCCGGGAGAGGGAUUCAAGUGCCCGACAGAAGAGAUCUGGUGAUCUUAGGGCUGAUAGGGUGGUUCGAGAGAAAGAGAGAAAUUCUCGGGAUAGUCGAGAAGAAAAGAGUAGCCGUGAUGUUGGUAACAAAGUGCGCUGGUUACAGAGCAAUAUUAGGGUUAGAGUUGUUAAUGAGAGGUUCAGCAGAAGGUUGUACCUGCAGAAGGCAAAAAUUGUUGAUGUGGUUGGACCAACGACAUGUGACAUAAUGAUGGAUGAUGGGUCAGAGCUUGUGCAGGGGGUGGAGCAGGAUAUGCUUGAAACGGUCCUGCCACGGGCAAACGGGCAAGUGCUUGUGCUCUGUGGGAAGCACAAGGGUGUGUAUGGGCAUCUGGUAGAGAAGAAUUCAGAGGCAGAGACUGCAGUAGUGGAGGAUGCGGAUACAAAAGACAUGGUGCGUGUGAAAUAUGAUCAGAUUGCAGAGUACGUUGGGGACCCAGAAUUGCUUGGGCACUGAUUAUUUCUUCUUGAGGAGGGGACAUCUGUUUUCCAGGAGCUCUUCUAAUGUUGAUGACUUUUCUCCUAUAGUGCCUACUGCUGAAGAUCACAAUGGAAAUACAGAGCACCUGACAAACAAGUUUCCAGACGACAGGCUUGGCGACCGAUAUUUACAGGUGCUCUGCUUUUAUGUAUGACAGUGACAUAUGAUGCCCUGUUUCCAGUUUGCGCAUAGCACUGUUUCAAUCAGUCUCAAUUCCCCCACAAUUUACAUACCAACCUAUUCUGUGUGAAGAGUCUUGAUCAUCUUCAGAGUGGUAGCUUCCUUCUUUGUGGUAUCAUCACUUUGUGCAUGCGAUAAUCUGAUGGCGGCUGUGGUUAGAGGUGUUACGCAGUAUGCAAAUAUCAAUUUGGUCUACCAGUCAAGAUAUGAGAUGACAUGGUUCACUGAUACUCAGGUUGAGAAAUAUUUUUCUUUCCAGCAUGGUAGUUGGGAAAACAAACUGGACUCUGUAAAUCAGGGGCAUGAUACACAUUUGCUUUGGUCCUAAGCUUCAGUGUGUAAAUUACCAGUGUUGCAAAAUUGUAAACUCCAAUUAUAUGUACCUGCACGGCAUAAUUCUCAUGGUUGGACUUGGAUGCUUCCAAGCUAAUCAUUUGGGAAUUUCUCGCUCAACGCACUUCAUAAUCAUUUUGAUGAUCAGUUAGCAGUUGCCAGAUUAA